Messenger RNA from Porites evermanni, 4036 nucleotides. NCBI's taxonomy places the organism in Eukaryota, Metazoa, Cnidaria, Anthozoa, Scleractinia, Poritidae. The record is from the annotation of a GenBank genome assembly.
AUGUCACCGCUAUUACCAUAUUUGGAAUUCACAAUUUUCUUGAUCAUCCCCCUUUCUAAGACGACCGCAGGCUUCAAUAGUUGCCGUGCCGAUGUUUCAAAUAAAAAUCACGCACUCAUUGGACACACAUUGAAGACCCUGAAGAAUAAGCGUUUUGAGAGCUGUACAUAUUCUUGUGAGCUAGAUUUGCAGUGCUUCAGUGUCAAUUACGUACCAACACUCAAAACCUGCCAGUUAAAUAACGCUUCCAAAAGUUUUUUUCCUGGCGACUUUAUAAAACAAAAAGGAACGAUCUAUAUGGAAAUGGUGAUUCGCGAGUAUCACCCUUGUAACGGCAUGCGCUGUGAGAAUGGAGGAACGUGUGUCACUAGACCGACUGUGAUGUGCCGGUGUCAUGCCAGAUUCAGCGGACUUCAUUGUGAAAGUAAGAAGAUUUCCUUGUUAAAGUAGGUUAAAUUCUCUUGUCUAAAUGACAAAUCUUGGGAAAUUUCGAAUCGGUAAUCGGCCGCCCUUAAUGAAGAAUUCAAUAGCUGACAUUUCCACCUCUCGUGAUAGCGUGAAUAGAGUUUCGCCAGUAGUGACGGCUGCGCCUUUUUGCUUCGAGUUUAAAUAAGCCUAUUAGAUAGUUUGCGUCUUAGAAUUCCUUUAUACCAGAAAAAAUGACCCGCGGGUAGAAGGAUCACCCGCCUUGCUACUGAUACCCUGGGCGAGCCAACAUUUCAUACAUUUCCUUACAAAACGUGGUGAGCCGUUUACAUGAGAAACAAGAAGAAGAAGCAAUGAAGGUUCACCCUCUUUCCUGUGCUCGCCUGCGAGCAGGCUCUCCGGGGCGCCCCGGCGGCUGGGAGGGAAAAGAAAGGAGAGAUUGCAACUCCGUCUCUGGAAUUUGAAUCCCACCUCCAAUUCCCCUGUUGCUCCCCGUUGACUGAGCUGUCAGAUUUCCGCUAAUCAGCGCGAAACGGAAACUAGCGCGAAUGUAAACAAACAUUAAAAAACACGGGCUAAGGGUAAUGACGUCAUUAAUGAUGUCAUCUCCGUCAAUCAGCAUUUCGCAUCGACUUUUCGAUGCAGAUAUUCAAUUUAUUCCCUCCUUUUCCCGCCCAACCGCCAGGGCGCCCAGGAGAGCUUGCUCGCAGGUUUUAAGCCGUGCUAACUUUUCUCCGUAUAAACAAUUUGGCUCGCUCGUCCGGGUCAACUCUGUCAAGGCGAGACAAUCCGCAGAGCAAACCGAGCGUUGUUGGAUCGGGCAAAGGGAUAAACUUUUUCUCAUAUAAACGCUUGCUUGAGUUAAAUCGGCUGGGAUGGUGAUCCUUCUACCCGGGAUAGGUUUUCUCCGUAUAAAAGGAGCCUUAAUACUGCUGCCACAGAAGAAACAAUAAUAUUUCCUAUGAAUAAAGCAAUAUUUGCUCAAGAGACCCAAAACAGGAUUAGAAGGGAUUACUUUGACCAAUGACACCAGAAGGGGAUAAUCACUUCCUACAAAUUAAAACAAGUGUCACAAGACAUUUUAAGUUAUCACAAAGCCUUGGAAAUGACACCCUUUGUAUUCUAAUUGACCCAGAGAAACCCUGACCAGUUGUAUAAUUCAGUCUACCCAGUGAUAGCGUGUUCACAGACCCUCUAUUUUCUGCCACCUUUUUUUAGCUAACUAAGAAGAAAAACCCAGUGGAAAAUAAGCAAACCAGGUGAUUUUUUGCUCCGAAAACCCUGUGAAUAUAUAGAUCCAGCAUGGUCUGUUACAGAGGGGUGUGAAAUGCGUUUCCUUCUUGCAUAACCAAGGAAAUCGCGAAAUUGUUUUCGACACUAACUACAAGACCGAUCUGAAAUAAAAUAAAAAAAAAAACCAUUACUUUUCAUUAGUUUCUCAAUCAGGACCGAUAGCCCUUGGCAUGGAAAGCGGAGCCAUUCCAGACGACAAGAUUACAGCUUCGACAUUUAAGACAGGCUACGAGGCGAGAAAGGCGAGGCUAAAUAGAAAUUCCUGUUGGAUGCCUCUGCAGGAUAGAAACACUGAAUACAUCAAGAUAAAUUUUACUUCCGUGACCAAUGUUAGUGCCAUAGCGACCCAAGGUGCGCCAAAUGACGGUUGCUGGGUGACAAGUUUCUCCUUGCAGUGGUUCGUUAAUAACCAACUUGUAACGGACAGAAAGGUACAAAAUAUAGCCUGCCAAAACAGUUGUUUCUUCUCGCUCCUCACCGCCGGGGACGUUUCGCGAGGAGGAACGUCUGCGACUCACAGAAAUUCCAUACUGAUGAAUCCGGAAUCCGGUCAUAAACGCUGAUUGGACGACGGAGUAGUUACAUUGUUUUUGCUAUUGUUACGAAUGACAGACAAAAAAAAAAAAGCUAGGCUACAAGGGUCAAAUGUAAACGUGAGAAGUCUAUAACAAAACAGUCGUGGAAUAUAUUCUUCUCUAGAAGAAGCCUUAGAGUUUUGCUAGAGCUCGUUUGCAAAUGAACACAACAUUACACCAAAAUCGACCAAGAGAAACGUAAAAUUGAACAAAUUUGCAUUUGGAACCCCAUCCCUACCGGAUUUAUUAUGUAAACAUUAACUUACGUCAUCAGUAUGGAAUUUCUGUCGCUGAGUCGCAGACCUUCCUCCUCGCGAAACGUCCCCGGCAGCGAGGAGCGAGGAGAAACGGCUGUUUCCGUAGGCUAUACAAAACAGGGGUACAGGGCUUGGGACAGUAAUGCAGUAUUCAUAAUUUUCUGUAAUUUGUGGAUGCCCUCAUAGAACGGUGCAUCCUUUGCGAAAUGUUCUUGGAGUACUCCCUCCCUCCACCCUACACAGUGUUGAAACUCGAAAAAAUUUCUGAAUACACACGUCCAACUUUGUUUGUGAGAUGGGGAAUGGGGUUGAGCAUGUGUGAACUGAAAAAAGCCCCACAAAUGCAAAAGUGUCCCCAAGACUUUUGUCCUUGAUGGUAGAAACUUUCAUUAGUUUUCUGUUUUCGAUCCUUACUCUUAAGACCGUAUUCUUCAGGCAGAAGUUACGGCUUUGGCGGGUGGCAGGAUCGGGGAAAACACCACAUUUUGUUUGAAAAACUGAUUAUUUUGAAAGAAAUUAAAGGGUAGUUACAGAUAUAAAUGUACAGUUUUUCGGUAGUCUCUUAUUUACCUCGUUCCUUUGCUUUGUUUUUCUAUCUUGUUCGUGUUUUUAUUUAUAUCUUGGACAUUUUUGAGGUACGCACAUGGUUACAUAGGCUGGCGUACAGGUAGUUGCAACCCUAUUUUGUGUGAACAAACUAGCAAUCACCACCGCUUUUUAUACACCACCAAAUGGUUGCACAUCAGUUCUAAUCGUCAUUGUUAGUACCAUGAAAUCAUGGCUGACAAAUUACUCCUCAGGUUAGCCGUGAAAGGUUACCAUUAAAAUAUAAUUGUGCGCUGUGGCAACAUUUUUAUAUCUCAGCGCUAAGGUGGCGUCCAGGUUGAGUUCAGAAUAAGGAUGUUACGGCACAAAAAGACGCUGAAGAAAAACUAAACACGCCGCAAUAGAGCACAAUUAUAAAGAGCAAAAAGGAUUCUGUAAUGGGCUUUUUCUAAAAAAGUUUCAAUACUGUCGGGAAGUUCUUGAUGCCAUUGCGGCCUCAAGUUUGUUAUUUCUACCAUAAGCGUUUAGUUACUUUUCUACUUCUCUAAAUUCUAGACUACGAGUAGUCCCCUAUUUGUCCAUAGGGAUAGUAGAACGAGCGUGGGGUGAUUUUCACGCGCGCUCGCGUUUCGUUUGCUCUACUAUCCCUGAGGAAAAAUGGGGACUACUAGUAGCCUACUAAAUUCAACCCGCCUAUUCCGUUCAUACGGACACUUUCAAUGCCCCCCUGAGUAUCUGCUUUAACGGGGUUUGACGGUAUUAAUCGGCUCUUUAGUUAUACUUGUGUUGUUUACAUUAAAACAGCCAUACCAGGCAAAUGAGGACAAGAACACAGUUGUUAAUAACACGUUAUCACCUCCAAUCCAAGCUAUUAUAAUACGCAUCCGCCCAGAAAGUUGGUCUUCCUGUAUAGCAAUGAGACUCGAGCUGUACGGAUAG